CUCGCAGACGUCCAGACGUGCCCUGUCAAUCCAAGUUCGCGUCUCUCGCCUAUUGUUCUCCGGAUCGGUCUGCUUUCGCGGGUGUCUUGCGUGAUGGUUAAGUGAACGGACAUCCCAGAGCGAGCGAGCGGCUUCAGAUCAAUACCUCAUAGUUCACCAUGCCUUUCAAGCCCGUGGAAAACCCAAAAUGCCCGAAAUGCCAAAAAUCGGUAUACGCUGCCGAAGAAAGAGUAGCCGGAGGCUUAAAAUGGCACAAAGGCUGCUUCAAAUGCGGUCUGUGCAACAAAUUCCUAGACUCCACUAACUGCACAGAACACGAAGGUGAGCUGUACUGCAAGAACUGCCACGCCCGCAAAUUCGGACCCAAGGGAUACGGUUUCGGCGGUGGUGCUGGAUGCUUAAGCAUGGACACCGGUGAACACUUAGGAAACACCGCGUUAAAUGGGAAACCUGGUGGUGCUCAAAACGUGCGAGCAAUUGCAAAGGCUCCAGAAGGACAAGGCUGUCCCCGCUGUGGAGGUUGCGUCUAUGCCGCCGAACAGAUGCUAGCUCGUGGAAGAGGCUGGCACAAAGAGUGUUUCAAGUGCGCUGAAUGUACGAAGAGGUUGGACUCAGUAAAUUGUUGCGAGGGUCCUGAUAAAGACAUUUAUUGCAAAGUUUGCUAUGGAAAACGGUUUGGGCCUAAAGGAUACGGAUAUGGCCAGGGUGGCGGAGCAUUGCAGAGUGAUCCCAUCCAUAAUGGUGAGAUGAUGACACUUCACACGACGACCGUGAACACAGCAUCUAUUAAAGCACCCCCCGGAAAGGGCUGCCCCAGAUGUGGUGGCGUUGUCUUCGCUGCAGAGCAAGUUCUGGCGAAAGGAAGGGAAUGGCAUCGCAAGUGCUUUAAAUGCAAGGAUUGCAAUAAAACUCUGGACUCUAUCAUAGCCUGUGACGGCCCUGACAAGGAUGUCUAUUGUAAGACUUGUUACGGCAAAAAGUGGGGCCCUCAUGGCUAUGGAUUUGCUUGCGGAUCUGGAUUUUUACAAACGGACGGAUUAACGGAGGAAGAUAUUGCGUCCAUGAGACCCUUCUACAACCCUGAUACGACGUCCAUUAAGGCUCCAGCCGGUGAAGGAUGUCCUCGCUGUGGAGGUAGAGUUUUCGCUGCUGAACAACAACUAGCAAAAGGAACAAUGUGGCACAAGAUCUGUUUCAAUUGCGCUGCUUGUCACAGGCCUUUGGACUCAAUGCUCGCUUGCGAUGGACCGGAUAAGGAGAUUUACUGCCGUGCGUGCUAUGGCAAAAAGUAUGGUCCAAAAGGUUUUGGAUACGGCCACACUCCAACCCUCGUUUCAACUGGCGGAGAGCCCACCAUCAACUACUCAGAGCCCAGGCCAUCGCAUGGACCCAAGGCACCGGAGGGCAAGGGUUGCUCAAGAUGCGGUUACGAAGUAUACGCUGCAGAACAAAUGAUCAGUAAAAAAUCGAUCUGGCACAAGCGAUGCUUCAACUGUAGGAUUUGCCACAAGUCCCUCGACUCAACGAAUUUGUGCGAUGGCCCAGACGGCGAGAUCUACUGCCGUGGCUGUUACGCCAAGAGCUACGGACCCAAGGGCUGCGGCUUCGGUCUCGGCGCUGGCGUCCUCACCACCGUUUAAGCCCAACACUACAUUGAAAAAUUAUGACAAUACAUCAGUCGAUUAAAUGUCACAUAGGAUAGUUAUAACUUUAAAAACACUCAGAGAUAGAUUCAAUUUUGAACGCCACAAUUGGAGGAACCAGUUCUAAAUGAGCACUGGCCCCUCACGGAGUUACGAAUUCUUCCGAAUCAAACGUAUGCACAGUAAAUAUAAUCCGGAUGUAAAGAAACAUCGAGAUAUCAAUUAAAUUUUGCCAAAAUACUGGUUUUAUAUAUGGUUUUCAGCCAAAUUUCGAGUGGCCAUGCUCAGAGGCAUGAUCAACCGCUUAUUCUCUGAGUAUCUUAUUAUAACUUUAAAUUAAAGCUUGACGUAUCCGAAAGAGAUUAGUAGCGAAAUAUAGCAUUCAAUCAAUUAGAUUCUACGAUUCAUUUUACGUUUGGAUACUUUGAGCUUUAAUUUAGAGUCUACAGACGAACUUUUUCAGACGUAGCAGCUGAAAUAUUACUAAUUUUUUUUUGUGCAUUUGAGACACAUGUCGUAAGAGUGUUGUUUUGAAUAUUUAUCGGCGUAAAAUACUGGUUUUGAUUUUUCGACUCAUAUAGUGUGAGUCAAGCACGAACAAUUUUAAGACAAAAUUGAGAAUGAUGCUUGAUUUUUGUCCUUAUUUUUAAAUUCUAUUUCCUCCUCUAAUGUAGGUAAAAGAAAGGAAGAAUGGAAAUAACUUUACAUGUACUUUCGAAGUAACUACAAUUUGAGGCAAUCACUCAGAAGUGUUCAUAUAUUUUUUUACCCUUGUGAUGGAAAAGAAAAUUAGGCAAGAUUUCUGUCUUUUUGACGAGUUAUCAAAAAGUUUCAGUAAAGUCUCCAAACUGGAAUAAAAUCACCGUGAGUGGAUUUUAUGAUUAACAACACCACACAUUGACCCACAUUUUCUCUCAGACAUUACUGUCUAUUUUUCAGUCAAAACUUAUAUCGAAUGAAGUUAUUUCCCGCCCCUCGAAUCAUUUGAGGUGGCGUUUUUGUGAAAUAAUCUCUUCGCUCCAGAGAAACUUAAUUCAGCGUUUGUAAUUAGAACACGAAGAAAUUGUAAAUUUUAGUGCUGGGGUUAAUAAGUUAGACGCCCAAAAGUCUUGAGGCGACAAUCCCCGGUCAAAAUCUUUAUUAUGUAAAUAUUAGGUACGUUUAUGUAUUCAAUGCUAAUUAAUUUUUUUUUCACAACGAAGAAUGAGACUUAAAACACCUAUCUCAAUUGGCGACUUAUUAAAUUCUCUUUACAUCGCAUAUUUUGUGGGAAAACUGAUGAGAAUGUCAUUUGGUCAUUCAAGCUGAUUUUUCUCAAAUAGAAUAUACGAGUGUAAAUAAUUCAAACGAUAGCGUUGGUUUUUAAAAAAAAAAUAUAAAACAGAGUUAGAGAUUCUGCAACGUCGCAACCGAGAUACGUGUUAAUUUUCGUCUUUCACGAUUAAUAACUGUGCAAGCAGAGGAGGCCAGUGAUAAACCUCCUCUAAAAGCGUAGUUUAUUAUUCUGAAUAUUAUACUUGUUUUCGUUUUGAAUAGAAUUGCUUUUAUAGGUGUGAUUAUUUUUGAAAAGCUUUUCUCGAGUAAGACGCGAUAGUUGCUAGUUUUUAGAAAAUGAUUUAAGAAUGGUCCUACAUUUUUUCAAAGCCUCUGGCGCCUGAUAAUAAUCCUCAUCCAUAAUAUGUGGCAAAUGAGCAGCAUAUAUUUAAUCAUAGAUAUGAAAUUGAUCCUAUGAAAGAACAUUAUGAUAAUUAUUUGACUGAGAGUUAUUCGCACACAAUGAAAAAUAUCUAUGAUUGCUUUGAUCAGAUUGACAGCAGAUGACCUCAAGUUGAUCCAGAUCAUGAGCUUAACAAUCAUCAGGCAUUUAAUUAUUUUUUUAUUUUUUUAAAUAUGGGAACCAUAUAUCUAAUGCUGACUUCUCUAUCAACAAUCAAGUAGGAGAUUUUCACGCACUUUAGCGCUUGAACUUGCUAGCCCAGCAAAAAAAAAAAAAACACCUUUUAUCCCAAUAUUUCCGCCUGGAGAAUCUCAUGCAUGAAUAAGGUGGGGGCCUCUGGCUUCCUCCAAAGUUUUGGGGCAAAGUUGGUCAAGAGAAAAGCACAGCCUCUUGUUAAUUUGCAGAUGUUUUACGUCGGCUAUUGGAUGAAAAGUAUUUUUCACUAGGAAAAACAUUUGAACUGAUACAACACGUAUACGAUUGAAGCAGAUUGCUUUUUCAAACUCAGGCCAUACAAGUGAGUUUAGCAUGUAUCCAAAAUUGGAUCGGGGAUGUAACCGAGUGGUGUAACUCAUUGCGUACAAAUGAACCUCUGUGAGUAAGAAUGAAUGAGUGAGAGAGUGAGAUAAGUAAUGAAUGUUUCCUCAGCGACCUCAUGAGUUAUAAUAUCGUUGUUCCUACCACUAUCACACUUUAAGGUGUCCAUUUGACUUAAGGUGCACUGAAAAAAAAUUAUGGUAGAUGAUACCAUACUUUAUAACAGUGAUACGAGUAUGGUAAUAACCACCAGACUCUAUUGUAGCAUCUACCACAUUAUGGUGUAUAUCACCAGAGUUCUGGUGAAUACCUCUAUGAUUCUGCUCUUAGUUAUUUUCACAAAUAGUGCAUCACUGUGUAAAAAAUCAAGUAUACUUAUAGUAGAUGUUACCAUACUUUUUUUCAGUGUGGAACGAUUCCUUAAACCGUUGUUAUUUUAUACGUCCAAAACAAAAUGAGUCCUCCCUCAUGCUUGUGUACGUUUUUAUUUAUCUAUCUUUUUAGCCAUGUAUUUAUUUAUUUAUCUAUUUAUUUAAUUUAAUUUUGAUUUAGUCUGUAUAAUUUAUAUCAUAAUGCUUACAUUUUUUUUCUAACCAAAAUCUCGGUCAGAUGCGGCAGCUGAAGAUUAUUAAUUAUUCUCUUAUGAUAUGCCGUUAUAAUUUUUUACUUUAAUUUGGCUUCAGUGAUGAAAUAAAUUUAUUAUAUGUUCAA
Messenger RNA from Bemisia tabaci, 4608 nucleotides. RefSeq names its product muscle LIM protein 1. Gene Ontology annotation, cellular component: cytoplasm; Z disc; nucleus. Lineage: Eukaryota; Metazoa; Arthropoda; Insecta; Hemiptera; Aleyrodidae. Gene Ontology annotation, biological process: sarcomere organization; muscle tissue development. Gene Ontology annotation, molecular function: structural constituent of muscle; actinin binding. The record is from RefSeq and is a predicted model, not a curated record.